AGGGGGUGGGGAUGGCUGAUUGCUUCGGUCUAUUGAAAAACAGGCAUUUUAGAGGCCAUUUGUAUGCUUUUAUGUAGGUGAUAGAAUUUCCCUCGAGAUAUGCCAUUUGUCUGGUCAUUACAUGGAUAGAAGGAACUCAAAAGAACUCAAGAGUAUUUAAUGGGCACACCCUAAUUUUCCCCAACGUAUACAGAUGAAUGAAACAAAGCCUUAUCAAAGCGUGAGAGUUAAACAAUCUUUUUAUUAAUGUUUGUCUUCUCAGGGUUUACGUGCGAUAUUUAUUCUUUGUUUGCAGUGCAAAAUUAACCCAAUCAAGAAUCGAAAUGAACCGGCCAUUUACAGAGUACUCGGAUAUCUAAUUGCGUUUCUUUAUCGCGGAAAAUUGCGUAUAUCUCGUCUAGAUUAAGAAUAGGGUGGGAAGUUGAAGUGCAGUUUUGAGAUAUUGCUUGAGUGGAAAAUUAGCGAUGUAUUUUAUGUGCACGAAAUUGAAUCAUUUAUACGACUGUUUAUUUAAUCAUUCGUCGGUUCGGAAAAUUAUUAAGUGUUGAAUUGCCCAUGCGUGUGACGAUAAGACGGUCGCUUGCCUAGUGCGGUUGCAGGCGCGUACACAGGGGGGGUGCGCAGGGUGCGCGCGCACCCCCCUUGGCUGCCGAAAAGGGGGUAAUUUCUUAUUGAGGAAUCUUCAAAUUCUAUGCUUUUUUUCAUAUUAUAUGUUAUUCCUAUGGCUGCACACACACCCCAGUCAUACCGUUAUUAACAGUACAGAUAAAACAGUAAGAUUAUCAAAUAAAAUCUACUAUGAUAUUAUUUCUGUUUCAAUAUUCCUAAAAAAAAUAAACUUCCACGUGGUACUGACUAAACGUUUUCUAUACCAAGUUAGUCCCGACACUUAUUUCAAAUAAGGUUGCACUUAAGAAUCCAUGUGUCGUGACGUUCACAAUAAGCAACACUGGUUUAUUCUGCCUUCUCGUCGCGUUUCAAUGUUAUUCUAUAUACCUUCCUUACUGUACAGAGCCGUGGGUCAAAUCUCCGCCGAGAAGGCACUUGUACAAACCGAUUAUCUGAGGUCUAUAAGCAAUGUCAAGUCCGUGCAACAAAGAAUUCCUUGAAUCGAAUGGCCUUCAAGUCACCGUCAGCAACACUUGUCUACAGCACGAAAAGUUAAAAGGAUGUGCGCAAUGUUCGUGGACAGUCAUUUUUGUUUUUGUUGUUGCUGUUGUUGUUGUUGUCCCAACCCUCCUUUAGUAGGGAGGCGGGGUUUCGGGGUCAUUGGUCACCUGUUAUGAUGCACGGCCCGUUUUGUUCUCAUUACUUAUUCACAAGCUUAGCUUUUUUUCAAAUAUCGGUGCUUUUUACAUUGAUUCAAACGGUUUCUCUUCUUCCCAAAAAAAAAUCACGUUCUAUUCAAAACAUGCACUACGCCUCGGUUUUUUGAAUGAUACUUAACAGUGCUCUUGUUAUUUUAAUUACAAAAUUAAAGCCAUUGUUUCGUAGAUCAGCGGUUAAUGUGUACUUAGUCACGGCAAGCUGCGUAUCGGAAUAAGUAAUCUUUAACGUCGUCUUCAUGCAUGCUGUCAUGGCCUUAAUGGCCCUGUACCGACCCUCUGCGCUCUUAGGCAUUCUCGCACAUCUUCUCUGCCUCGUCCAGGGAUUCUCAGACCAUCCCGUCUUGCUGGUCUCUCUGGAUGGUCUCAGCUGGCGCUACACGGGCGGCGACCUCGCUAACACUUCAAACCUUGAUUACAUCGCUUCUACUGGGGUCAAGGCGAAAUGGAUGCGGCCGAUUCAACCCGUGAAAACAUGGCCUAUACAUCAGACGUACAUGACCGGAUUAUACGCUGAGACUCAUGGAAUCGUCUCUAAUAAUUUCUGGGAUCCGCUUUUCAAAGAGAAGUUCGUUUUACAGUACGACUGCUCUAAUUUUGACCCAAAGUUUUACAACUCUUCAGAGCCUCUUUGGCUGACGGUACAGAAGCGCGGCGGGAAGUCUGGCGUCCAUUUCUGGCCUGGGUAUUAUAGCUAUCCCGAGAAACCAAGUUAUACCGAGAAACCGGAGUGUUUUGUGGACUGUUCAGCGAUAAAGUCAAGCGACUUGCCUCGUUAUAGAAACAAGACAAGGCAAGGAUGGCCUCCGUAUAUUCACUGCUUUGCAAACCAAAGUCUGCCUUAUAAAAACCGCAUCGACAAGAUACUCAACUGGAUGAAAUCUGACGACCCACCGAAGUUUGUCGCUUUGUAUGUAAACGAGCCGGACUCUUCCGGGCACGGCUUUGGGCUAUUUUCGGGUCAUUACAAAAGGGCAGUGGAGAAAAUGGACAAGGAGGUCAUUGGGUAUCUCAUUGAACGUCUUAUAAAGGCGGAAUUGUUUGACAAGGUAAACCUGGUGGUUGUAUCUGACCAUGGCAUGGUAUCUAUCUCGUCCUCUAGGUCUAUCUACCUUAGUGACUUUGUUAACCCCGACACUUUUACCAUGUCAGAGGCUGGCGUGGCGGGCCACCUGUGGCCUCGUGACCGAGUAGGACUAGAGGACGAGAUCUACCAGAAUUUGACAAGGGCUGCAGCUAUAAAUUCUCAUUUUAGUGUGAUUAAGAGAGAUGACAUUGACGAGAAAUACCACUGGAAGGACAACCGAAGAAUCCCGCCAAUUUACGUGAAGACAGAGCUGGGCUGGACAGUUCACCAGAUACGGCCAGCGGUCAUCACCAAUUAUACAAGCGCGGAUCACGGCUGGUACCCAGUCCCCGGCCAAGAGCGCCUACUAGGCCCAGUCUUCUUUGCCCGCGGUCCUGCCUUUAAGCGGGAUUAUGAGUCACAGAACGGGCUCAACGUGAUUGACGUGUAUCCCCUGCUUUGCCAUCUACUCGGCAUAACACCGCUGCCGAACAACGGUUCACUAGACAACAUGAAGGAAAUUCUGGCAGAUUCGUCGCUUAGCAACGCAAUGUGCAAUAAGAUCUUUGGCUUGUGUCUUGGAAUAUGCGCCAUUUUUGUUUUUAUUGGACUUCAGAAGCUAUAGGAAAUCUUGGUUUACGUCACAUUGUCCUUAAACGUACUUCUUAGUCUUUUAUAAACCGCAGGUGGUUAUUUGCUCCCCCCCCCCCCCCCCCCCCAAGAGCAUAUCAAUAUUUGGGUGACCUUCAAACCCGCUCGGUCAAUCUCUGGGAGGCCUGGGUCUAAGGGCUUUUCAAUAUUAGUGAGAUAAAAAUUGGCCAAGCUGUCAGGUUUUUUUUUUACAAAUUCUUGCCACGAGUCUCAAAUUGACAGGGAUCAGCAUUUUUUACCAUAUUUGCUGGAGAUCAGGGAGCGGGAAAACUUUAGCUCUUCUAAAUAUGGGCAUCAAUGACCAUAUAAGGCAAUGCAAACGAAGGACACUAUCCUUGGGGAAUAUGUUUGAUAUGUUCUUUUUAGGAGCUUCAGAAGACAGAAGCUAUGGGAUCAGACAGGCAUGUGGACAUGGAGUGAGAACCAUACUAAUAUGGCUGGCAGAAAGAAAAGGAGAGCAAAUGUAUCACUACUUUUUUAUUGUUUUUACCAUAAGACGUCUUCCAUUUCGACCAUAUCGAAGUUGCUCGAUUUUAACUCGUUUGUGACUUGUGACUCGUCUGACAACUCGCACAUCGUUCGAGGGAAAUAGGGCCUUUGUAGGCGAAGCGUUUUAUCGAAGCCACGAGGACAGAACCUGAACUAAGCAUUUUCUCUGACAUUUUCUCUCACCGUGCACUUUUUAAUUACAAAUUGUCUCGCUGAAAAUAAUUGCAAGUCGUACGCGCCAUGUCACACGUGAAGAUUUUCCUGCGCUAUGGAAAAUUUGUUGCGGAAAGAAUAAAUUAGUUCUACUUUUCGUGCGACUUUGAGAAUGAAAAACAAGUUGCAAAGAUGGUGUCACACGUAAAAAAGGACACACGUGCGACUUGCAAUCAGUAUUAUUUUUUGCGAGACAAGUGCAAGAGAUAAAACGUACGGUGACAUGGCUUAAGACACUCGCGUUAUCGUGUUUGCCGGACGUUGUGAACUUGCGUCAACGAUACACAAGGGGGCUUUUUUUAAAUAUUGCUUUUCUUAUCCGACAUGUGCCUAGGAACGUCAUUGCGCAGACGGAUCAAUAGUAGCAGAGGCGUAGUGUGGGCAUUUUUACGAACUAUGUACGAACUAUGGCACCACGUUUUAGCCAAAACCUCCCCCUUGAAAACAUAUGAAAAUGUUAGGAUUGUUGACGUGCUCUGCAAAUUUCCUGGCGCAGUUUAUAACGCUCAUCUACCAUACAUCAAAAUAAAAAAAUACUAAGGUA
Nematostella vectensis (starlet sea anemone) is the source of this 4288-nucleotide messenger RNA. RefSeq names its product ectonucleotide pyrophosphatase/phosphodiesterase family member 5. The transcript has 2 exons. Lineage: Eukaryota; Metazoa; Cnidaria; Anthozoa; Actiniaria; Edwardsiidae. The coding region runs from base 1565 to 3016 and encodes 483 amino acids. The record is from RefSeq and is a predicted model, not a curated record.